AUGUCUGAGCCUAUAUAUGAGGCUGAGGAAGCGACUAUAGAAACCCUUCCGACUCCAGACGACAUGCGUGGGUCAUAUCAACUUGUGAAACAGAGAGGGAAGGAGGGUCCUACAACCUAUAACGAUGUGGUUAGCGCGGAGAAGAAGCAGAAGAAGAGGAAGAGGAAAAGAAACGACAUCUCGAGUUUGAUGGAUCAGUCCCCGGAGCGUCUAUGCGUGAUGGAAAUGGGGCGGCCAAGGAGAAGGCUCUCCGGGAAUUACUUUUGUCAGAAGAUCGAGCAACUAUAG
Molecule: messenger RNA, 288 nt
Organism: Penicillium concentricum
Lineage: Eukaryota; Fungi; Ascomycota; Eurotiomycetes; Eurotiales; Aspergillaceae
Exons: 1
Coding region: 1-288 (95 amino acids)
Source: RefSeq, a predicted model, not a curated record